UUAUUAAAGCUAAGAGUGRAGUGUUUUUGAGAGUAUGACAUCCAAAGAGGAUKAUUUCAACCGUAAUCUGUCUCUACAUAAGGCUGUCUUCAGCGGACAGAUAGAAACUGUCGAAAAGUUGUUGCAGAAGAUGAAUGAAAAAGAUGUCAACCGUCAGGACAUUCACGGAAACACUGCACUACUUAUAGCUAUCAUGAAAGGCAAUCACCGGUGCGUUGAACUAUUGUUGAAAAGCGGUGCACUGACCACUGCCCGCAAUGAACUCAAUUGGGCGUCUUUUAAUGAGGCCAUCAGCUAUGGACACAUACCGACUAUUAAGAUAUUGAACGACGCGAUCUCUAACCGAAUAUUUCGAUUUCUAAAACGAGAAAAUCUAUACAAACUUGUCGAUAGUAUUAAAGACGACUUURAGUUAAGUUUUGAUUUCCAAAUCAAAGACUUGAAUCCGGACGCCAUCACUGGUCCKCCAGAGUUCAAGUUUUUGGUCAACAAAAAGGGUCUCAGAAUUAGAGUCGAUGUGCAAACAACUGAUACAUUUCACACAAAACAUGAAGAAUUUCAUUUAAUCUUCAAUUUGAACCAAACGAGUGACACAUUUGUAAAUAUAAUGGUCGGCGAAAAUAUUCCGGUUUACCAAAGGGUUACUUAUGAUGACUGGAAUGGUGUUAUCAAUCAGAUAUUUAGUGGCGUUACUGCUGAUGAAGAGAUAAGAAGUUUGUUACAGAAGGAGAAUAUAUGCGUUAAGUUGGAUAUAACAACUCAGACGACAACACAACAUACGAAAGUACCCAUCUUUAAGAAAAUGGUCACCAAAAAGGUUGGCAAAUAUAGCACUAAUGUGUUUGAAUCGUUAGCCAUUGAAUUAACAACUAAGACACGAACCGAGCAUAUGAUAAACCGCGAAAACAGCGCAAAUAAUGUAAUUGAAUCGUUAGCACCGCCGCCGCCGUUGGCCCGACAUAUCAGUUGGGAAGAAUACAUCAAUUCACCGAAAGGUCAGUGGCCUCACUUUGGACGACAAAAAAUAGAGAAAUCCGAAGCCAAACGUGUGUCCAUUGUUGUCGGUUUGACCGAUGAAAUUAGUUUCCAAUGGAAAUGGAUAGUCAAAGAAGCGGAACAAUUGCUUAGUCAACAGUUGAUCGCAUUUAUCACUCGACUGAUCGAUGAUUUGCCGAAAGGAUUUCCAGUAUUCAUCGACUAUCCACUCAAACAAAACGUUUACAUGAAAUGGAAACUCAAGUCAUUUGAUCUCAAAUCAGACUUCGAGGAAUCGUUGUUUGAUAUUCCAUCUAAUUUUGAACAAAGAGUUAUCUUUCGUGUAGAAAGAAAUGUUUAAAACAAUUAAUAUCAAUAUUUAUUUGCUAU
Molecule: messenger RNA, 1365 nt
Organism: Oppia nitens
Lineage: Eukaryota; Metazoa; Arthropoda; Arachnida; Sarcoptiformes; Oppiidae
Product: ankyrin repeat domain-containing protein 13C-B-like
Exons: 1
Coding region: 35-1336 (433 amino acids)
Cellular component (GO): cytoplasm
Molecular function (GO): protein binding
Source: RefSeq, a predicted model, not a curated record